AGGGAAGAGGAGAUGGAGGAAAGGGGAAUGGGGACGGAGUCGGAGCUGGUCUCGAUCCCGGCGACCCCGCAUGGGGUGUCGACGCCGGAGACGAUGAGUCCGUCUGGCCAGCGGUCGCCGCGGCGGCAUGGGGCUGGCGGCAGCGUGGCGGCCGGAUCCUACUCAGCCAAGUCAUGGACGCCGACACCGGCGAUGAUCUCACCGCGGUUCCUUAGCCCGUCGAUAUCGUCGGCGGUCGGGACUCCGAUGAAGCGCGUGCUGGUGAACCUGCGAGGCUACUUGGAGGAGGUGGGCCACCUGACGAAGCUAAACCCCCAGGACGCGUGGCUCCCCAUCACCGAGUCCCGCAACGGGAACGCCCACUACGCCGCCUUCCACAACCUCAAUGCCGGCAUCGGAUUCCAGGCCCUCCUCCUCCCCGUUGCCUUCGCCUUACUCGGAUGGAGUUGGGGCAUAAUAGUUCUUACUAUAGCUUACUUUUGGCAACUUUACACUCUUUGGAUUCUCGUUAAGUUACAUGAAGCGGUGCCUGGCAGAAGAUAUAACAGAUAUGUGGAACUUGCACAAGCUGCUUUUGGAGAAAAAUUAGGUGUUUGGCUUACGUUAUUUCCAACGGUAUACUUAUCAGCAGGAACUGCAACAGCUCUGAUUUUAAUUGGAGGCGAAACCAUGAAACUCUUUUUCCAGAUAGUCUGCGGGACUCUUUGCUCAUCAAAUUCACUUUCAACUGUUGAGUGGUAUCUUGUAUUCACAAUCUUGUGUAUUGUCCUAUCUCAGCUCCCAAACCUCAACUCCAUUGCUGGUCUCUCACUUGUUGGAGCUGUAACAGCAAUUACAUACACUACGAUGGCUUGGGUACUGUCUGUUAACCAAGAAAGGCCCCCUUCCAUCUCCUAUCAGCCACUGCCCUCAUCUUCCUUUGGUUCAGCUGCUUUUUUGAUCUUGAAUGCUUUUGGAAUAAUAGCAUUUGCAUUCAGGGGACACAAUCUUGCUUUAGAAAUCCAGGCAACAAUGCCAUCAACUUUCAAACAUCCUGCACAUGUUCCAAUGUGGAGGGGAGCCAAGGUCGCCUAUCUUCUAAUAGCAAUGUGUUUAUUCCCUAUUGCCAUUGGAGGCUUCUGGGCUUAUGGUAACCUAAUGCCUCGAGGAGGAAUACUAAAUGCCCUUUAUUUAUUUCACAGCCAUGAUAUCCCAAGAGGGCUUCUAGCAACAACAUUCCUCUUGGUUGUGUUUAACCGCCUCAGCAGUUUUCAGAUAUACUCCAUGCCUGUUUUUGACAGCUUUGAAGCAGGUUAUACAAGCCGAACAAAUCGACCCUGCUCGAUUUGGGUUCGAUCUGGCUUCCGAGUAUUUUAUGUCUUCAUCUCGUUCUUCAUUGGAGUAGCACUUCCUUUCCUGUCUAGUCUUGCUGGCCUCUUGGGUGGCCUCACUCUCCCGGUCACCUUCGCUUACCCCUGUUUCAUGUGGAUCCGGAUAAAGAAGCCUCAGAGAUUUAGCUUCAGCUGGUAUCUUAAUUGGAGCCUCGGCCUCUUGGGCAUAGCUUUCAGCGUAUGCUUCUCUAUAGGCGGUGUUUGGAGCAUGGUAAACAGUCGCCUCAAGCUCAAGUUCUUUAAGCCUAAUUAAGCUCCUAAAGAUUUUGAUAUGCAAGUUCGAAUUCUGUUCGUUUGAAGGACAUGAAGUUAAGCAUAUAAUUACUCCGUGAUGAAUUAAUCCAGAUGGGAUAGCUUCCAGUUA
This is a messenger RNA of Zingiber officinale, 1734 nucleotides long. RefSeq names its product lysine histidine transporter-like 8. Gene Ontology annotation, cellular component: plasma membrane. Bases 13 to 1623 code for a protein of 536 amino acids. The record is from RefSeq and is a predicted model, not a curated record. The transcript is spliced from 5 exons. Lineage: Eukaryota; Viridiplantae; Streptophyta; Magnoliopsida; Zingiberales; Zingiberaceae.